AUGAAAAUCCUUGAAAAUUCUUGUCUGGACACGGAAAGCAAACUCAAUGAUGUUGAGGCCUUUUAUCAGGAUUUGUACAUGGAGAAGCCGAUUGACAUGGAUUGCCUGAACGCCAUGUUGGGACAUAUCAAUCGCACUUUAUCAUCGGAAGAUACUGCACAGAUUAUGGAGUCAAUAGAUUAUGAUGAUAUCUUGGAUGACGCCCGUCCAACACCCAAAGAGAGUAGCCCAGAUCUACUGUAG
Messenger RNA from Mucor velutinosus, 243 nucleotides. RefSeq names its product Transcription factor rbf1 (RPG-box-binding factor) (Repressor-activator protein 1). The record is from RefSeq and is a predicted model, not a curated record. The transcript has a single exon. Lineage: Eukaryota; Fungi; Mucoromycota; Mucoromycetes; Mucorales; Mucoraceae. The coding region runs from base 1 to 243 and encodes 80 amino acids.